UUUGUGUACUCUCUGAGGAAAAUGUGCCCUUAGGGGUUUUCAUAAACACAUACAUUCCAUUUCUUACCUCUGCCAUGGAAAGGCUGCACUACAAAUACCAAUCCACACCUCAUUUUCUCUCUCCCUCACCAGGAGAUGCUCUUGCCCUUUGCGUACGUGGAGCUUCACUUCACCAUUAAUGGUGUCGUUGUACAGUCCCACAACCAUAAUCGUGUAUGAUGCCUCCCUGUUGAAACAGCGAUGAAAGACAGACCUCUUUCAUAGAACUGUCUUCUAGUAGUUUCCCUAAGGUGAUUUCCCAACAGCAGAAAUGUGGGGUUGGGAGCACGUGAUUUUUAGAAACCUUAACUUUCUCACUUUGGCUGUAGGGGAGGAAACUAAUUAAUAGUUAAAUUUAGGUACUCCUACUUCCUUUUUCUGAUCAAGAUGCACUCUGCUGUUUUAGAAGAGCGGUGUCCCAGAUAUUCUCACUGGAGCUGGUGUGAGCCGCUGUACUGACUACUGUGAGAUCAAGAAGAAGAGCUAACGGCUGUGUGAGAAAAUGCCGGGUUCCGUCUGUCCCUGGGUGGUCUUCACGCUGCUGUGGCUGGCUCUACCGGUUGUGACUCCUGUCAGGAGACAAUACGAAACUGCAACCAAAUCUGUGAUUUCUCUGAACCCUCCAUGGACCGCUUUCUUUCAAGGAGAGAAAGUGACUCUGACGUGCUAUAGAUAUGGCUUCAAGUUACCCCAGAAAACAAAAUGGUACCAGAAUGGCAAAGAAUUAAGAGAAAUCACAGUUCACACCUUCAUGUUCUCUGUGUCUGGAGAGUACCAAUGCCAAGCUGAUGACUUACAUCUAAGCAUCUCUGUGCACUUACACUUUGAUGAAGGUCCACUGGUGCUGCGAGCUCCACCCGCUGUGUUUGAAGGAGAGACUGUGACUCUGAGGUGCCACGCAAAGGAAAAUAUAGCACAAAAGACCUUGACAUUUUACAAGAAUUAUGAUGCUCUGAAACCAUCUGGUCAACGUUCUCAGCUCUUUAUUAGUCAUGCAAAUCCACGUGACAAUGGUGUAUACCACUGCAGUAGGAAGAAGGAGUGGCUUUGGUCCAGCACUUCUUCCAAUUCUAUCACAAUCCAAGUCCAAGAGUUAUUCCCACGUCCUGUGCUGAGAGCCAGACCCUCUCAACCCAUAGAUGGAAGCCCAGUGACCCUGACCUGUCAGACUCAGCUCCCCGCACAGAGGUCAAAUGUCCAGCUCCAGUUCUGUUUCUUCAGAAACUUCCAGACUCAGGCUCUGGGGUCAGGCUGUAGCAGCUCCUCAGAGCUGCACAUUCCUGCCAUAUGGACUGAAGAUUCAAUGUCGUACUGGUGCAUGGCAGAAACAAUGGAUGCCCAAGUAAGAAAACGAAGCCUGGCAAUUAAAAUUGCUGUGCAGAGGGCUUCUGCGGACUUCCAAAUACACAGUGUCCCAGCCUUGACGUCGGUGUUUGAAGGACAGUUGCUGUUAUUCAACUGCUCAGUAAAAGGGGUCCCAGGGCCCAUCAAAUUUUCAUGGUACAAAAGGGACAAGCUGAAUAAAGAAACAAAGACUCCUAAGUCCUCAGAAGCAGAAUUCAAGAUCUCCGCAGUGAACAGCAGUGACGCGGGGGAUUAUUACUGUGAAGCCAAUAACAGUCGCCGAAGCUUUGUCAGCAAAGCAGUGCCCGUUACCAUAAAAGUCCCAGUGUCCCAGCCUGUCCUCACCCUAAGCACUGGCAAGACCCGGGCCCUUGAGGGAGACUUGAUGACACUUCACUGUAGAUCCCGGAGGGGUUCUCCACAUAUCCGGUAUGAAUUCUAUUAUGAGGAUGUCUUCCUGGAGAUCAACUCUACGCUCUCUGGAGGAGGAGCAUCCUUCAAUUUCUCUAUGACCACAGAGCGUUCUGGAAACUACUACUGCACCGCUGACAAUGGCCUGGGGGCCCAGCGCAGUGAGGCUGUCCGGAUCUCCGUCAUUGACACAACCAAGAACAGAAGUGUUACUGUGGCUGCUGGAAUUGCUGGAGGACUGCUCAUCGUGGCUGGUGCGGCUGCUGGAGUACUGUUUUAUUGCUGGUUCUCUAGAAAAGCAGGGGGAAAGCCUGCCUUUGAUGACUCCAGGGACCCUUCAUGCUCAGAACCCCAGGAGCCCACCUAUUACAAUGUACCAGCCUGUAUAGAACUGCAACCAGUAUACAGCAAUGACCCUAAAGAAGAAGUGAUUUACACAGAAGUUCGGAGAACCCAACAGAAUUGUAAACAUGCAGUUCAGAAGACUGAAAACCAAACACCAAGGUGCCAGAUGGCUGAAUGAAAAAUGAGGACAUGUCUGCUCCAAGUGGCCUCUGAACUCAGGGUUUCCACAAAUCCAGUGAGUCUUCUGACAGCUGUGGCUUCCCCUAUGGGCUGCCGGCUCUGCCCUUGCCCUGAUGCUGUGUCCUCCAGGGGUCUCCUGUUAUCUACUCCCAGGUGAUGCUGGCAAGCACCCUAGCUCCUGGCUGCAGAAGUUGCCCUCCUCAGAACCUCACAGAUGAAUCCACAAAUCUCCCAGCUCCUACCUCAGCUAGUGCACCCCACCACUCUCCUUGGGGGAGAGGGUACACUGCAGUGAGACUUAAGUGCAUCCAGAGCUCUUUGCACCAAGUGCCCAGGACUUGGGGCCCUACUUGGCUCCCACCCAUCACUAGACGAAGUGCUGCACAGGGUAUCUUUUUAAUCUAAUGAUAAGCUGCUCCUGACCUAGGGAAAGUCCUAUCUCCUGCUUCCUCAGUGAGCUUCAGUUUCCAUGGCUGUUGCUGCCCCUCGAUUUGGACUGCUCGACUGUAGCUGGAAGUCAUGCUCUCGAGGUACAUGGUGUCACCCCAGUGGCCCUCUGUGCUGCUCUACCAAAUGGGAAGCACCCACUCUUUGGACAUGAUGAACUCCUUACAGCAGAGCUGCAUUUCGCAAACUUUUAAUUGUCUAGAACUUAAGGUCCGUACCUGAUAUUAGUGUAAUUCCUUUCCUGCUCAACAGCUAACCACCCAAGUCAAGUGAAUACCCCAUACCCCAGGCCUUUCCUAACCUGGCAAAAGGAACCCCGCAAAGUCAAGAUCAGGAGCACCGAGGACUGGAUAAUGCAUCUUCGACUGUAGAAAGUACUGUGUAAUCAUGAAUGAACAAGGAGGAAGAAAGCAGCAUUGGAUUCUACAUGCCUCCCAAGAAACUCAGAAGCACCCUGCUCUUUCUUUCCCCUGAGGGAGAAUGGGAGAAAAUCCUAUUCACCAAGAGUUAGGGCUCCAGAUCUCCAUGUGCUCAUGAUCACCUGAGAACCUUCUGGACAUGCAGGUGCUCACUGUCUGGGCCUGGGGAGAGCCCAAGAUUCUGCAUCUCUAAAAAGCUUCCAGAUGGUGCUGAUCCUUUAGUGUAGGGAUCAUACUGAGAGCUGAGGCCCCGUAGGUCUUGGCAGAGACUAAUGAAGCAGAUCUAGCUACUCUCUGCCAAACUCCACAGGACAUGUUCACAAGGAUCACACUCAAUGCCCUUGAGCCAUCCUUUGACCAAAAGCACUGUGGUGGUUUGAAUAAGAAUGACUCCCAUAGGCGCAUACAUUUGAACGCUUGGUCAUCAGGGAGUGGCACUAUUUGAGAGGGAUCCUAGGAGGUGUGACCUUAUUGGAGGAAGGAUGUCACCAGGAGUGGGUUUUGGAGUUUCAAAAGCUCAAGCCAUGCCCAGUGAGUUUCUCCUGCUGCUGCUGGAUAUAGAACUCUCAGCUACUUCACCAGCACCAUGUCUACCAUGCUCCCUGCCAUGAGGAUAAUGGACUAAACCUCUGGAACUGUAAGCAAGCCUCAAUUAAAUGCUUCCCCUCAUAAGCAUUGCUGUGGUCCUGGUGUCUUCACAGCAAUAGAGUACUGACUAAGACAAGCACCCUCAGAGAACUCUGAGAUAUCUUGGGGUUUGCCAGCUACCCUGGCAGGGAAAGGAGAACGACACCAUCUUUGUUUCUCCUCAUACUCUGUGAACAAUUUGUGAAUAAAUAUGCCCUCUACAUUCUGAUUGCUCUCCCCAUUCCUGAAGUGUUGUUCCCCUUUCAUUCCCAUCAUACUUUCUCUUGACCUCUGACCUUGUUGAUCAUUGUCUUAGCCAUUUUUAUCUAAAAAAGCAGACACCAAAAAAUGUGAGUUUAUAGGAAAAGAGGAGAAGACAGGGAGAUGGGAAGAAAGAUGUAAGGUCCAUGCUCCGAUUCCAGGAAAGGAAGGGGGUCACAGUAGCCCAGGAAGUUAAAGAGAUUUUGAAGACAUGUAGACAGAUAAAACAUAGCAUUAUUUGCUUCAAGCAAAGGCUUCUAGACAGGCAGCUACCCACAGGCACCCAGGCACA
Molecule: messenger RNA, 4365 nt
Organism: Peromyscus californicus insignis
Lineage: Eukaryota; Metazoa; Chordata; Mammalia; Rodentia; Cricetidae
Product: Fc receptor-like protein 5
Exons: 13
Coding region: 542-2317 (591 amino acids)
Biological process (GO): cell surface receptor signaling pathway
Molecular function (GO): transmembrane signaling receptor activity
Source: RefSeq, a predicted model, not a curated record